This is a messenger RNA of Ricinus communis (castor bean), 955 nucleotides long. RefSeq names its product thylakoid lumenal 17.9 kDa protein, chloroplastic. The record is from RefSeq and is a predicted model, not a curated record. The transcript has 4 exons. Bases 38 to 727 code for a protein of 229 amino acids. NCBI's taxonomy places the organism in Eukaryota, Viridiplantae, Streptophyta, Magnoliopsida, Malpighiales, Euphorbiaceae.
GAAUCCUAAUGAUGGAUAAGGAUAGGAAACUUUUAACAUGAGUUUGAUUGGCCAUGUUCUUCUGCCUCUCCAUCCUUCAACAUCCAAAAAUUCAAGCCAAAAAGCCUCCAAUUAUCCCCACUUCCCAAAGUUUAGUUUACCAAUUCUUGCUCCAAAACCAAUUCUCUUCACCAAUCUGCUCUCCUUAGCUCUAACUGUUACCUUAAGCUCUCCAUUGCCUUCCUUGGCUAUCCCUUCUCCCAACUCUCUGUCAGCAUCUCCCUUACUUCCUCCAACCACUCCAUUCUCUCAAUCCAAGAACUUGGCCACUGGACUCGAAGAUGGGAAAAUUCGGCCUUGUCCAUCUACGAAUCCAAGCUGUAUAUCAACAAAUCCGAAAACUUCACAAUUUGCAUUCCCAUUGACAAUUCCUGGAGACUCAACAGAGAACGCAAUUCAGAAAUUGCAGGAAGCAAUCCUGAAAACACAGGGAAAUGCCAAGAUUCAGGUCAUUGAAAAUACCCCUAACGGGCAAUAUUUACAAGCCGAGGUUGACGGAGGAUUUGGGCGUGAUGUGCUUGAAUUUUUGGUAAAAGGAGAUGUGGUUGCUUACAGGUCUAUGGCCACAAAAGUUACCUAUGUGUAUCCCUUCACUACAGCUUUUGGGGAUUCAAAAGGACAGGAAGAAAGAAUGAAGAAAAUCAUUGACCAAUUAGGUUGGUAUACAUUCUCAUUAACCGAAGAGUAGUUACCCAUGAGAAAACUCGAGAGGAAAAACAAAGCUUAGUAAGAGAAUAGAAUCAGCUCAUCUACUUCUCAUUAACUGAAGAUAUUUAUAUACAAGCCUUCAAGACCAACUGUCCAACUACUAUGCUUAACUAACCUUUCCAUAAACCAUUAUUUCUGCACCUGUUCUCUCGAAUGUUACACUGAAGAAAAAGUAUAAUAUAAAAUAAAUAAACAGGACAUUUAGUAA